AAUACGCCGAUGCAACUGUCCGUCGCAGUUUGCUUUGCCAGCCUUUCCCGUGGUCCCUAUCCUACUUGCUUCGAUCGAGGAGGAGGAGGAGCUGGUGGAGACGGUAAUUGAGGCUUUGGUCGUUCGAGCGGACCUACAGCUCGACCAGUGAACCUCAGGGGGAAGUGUACUGAUCAGCUGCUCGAGCUCAACUGCGAAAUCGCGUCUUCUGCUGGGAGCGGGGGGUUGGUUAGUGACGGUAUGUUUGGCCGUGGUGUAGCAAUUCAGUGGAUGCGAGGACGUUUGAGAGCGAAAUGCUGCGUGUUAUGGAGGGCGAGGGAAAAGGAAGCAUGGAUCUUCAAUCGGAUUACUAGUUUGUGGCAAGGAAGUUUGACUGUGAUGAAGGCUAAAGGCCAAGAGAAGUAAGUCUCUUAGGAGGUAGUGUCGAAAAGAUUUACAAUGAAAGGCAUUGCAGCUGAUGUGACAUUGUCGCGGACCGGUUUCCAUGACCAAGACGACGACACAGAGUCUCCGUCGAAAGUUGUUGUAGCCCAGGAAGCUGUGGAGCUUGAAAAGCUACAACGACGACUGUCGGUUCGCGAUCUUGCAACACAAUUUGAGAACGGGCAAGCGGCUGCUACAGCAGCCGCUGCUAAAUUGGCCGACGAAGCGGUAGCGGUUCUUUCAAUCUGCAAUAAAAGCCCUAGUCCGGUGAAGGCCGAUAUUAAACGACGAUUGUCCGGUGGCCAUCAAUGCUCACAUGGUCAUUCCCAUGGUCACUCCCAUGGUCAUUCGCACGGCAAUAGCCCCGAUUCGAAGGUCAAGAGUCCUGGUGAUGGAGCUCCAGUUUUUCGAAGUUCUUUCAGGCGCACCAGUGGAAAUAUCCGAGAAUGUGAAAGGCACAAGGUGCAGGAAGUGAUGGUAUUGGAUAGGACAGCACUGACGAAGAAGUUGAGAGUUCUGCUCAGCGAGCUUGCUGGCCGUGUUGCUGGGAGAAACAAAGAUGACGUUACCGAAGCUCUUGCCAUUAUUGAAGCGAUGGAUUUGCAAUGGAUACAAAAAGAAAAUGAAUUGGCCCAAGAGAAGGCCGAUUUAAAAAAGACGGCAGCCUUAUUUAAACAGGCAUCAGAUGAUGCUAGAAGGAUGGUGGAGGAAGCUCGAGCAAACGCGCAGGCCGAAGUAGAGGCUGCGCAGGCCGCAGUUCUUCGGGUGGAGGCUGCUCUCGAAGAGCAAACGCAGUCCUUAAGUAUUGCCGAGAAAGAGGAGCUCGAGAUGAUGAGAAAGGAAAUCAAUGAAGCGCGGAGAAUAAAGAUGCUUCAUGAGCCUAGCAAGACAAUGGAUAUGGAGUGUGAGAUUGAAGGGUUGCGACAAGGAUUGUCUCAAAAGUCCGUUGAAAUUGUACAACUGCGCAAAGAGUUGCUAGCAGCAAAAAGGGCAGGGCAGACAGGCCAUUACGAGCUGCAAGGCGAAGAACGCCUUGGAGGUGCCUUGGCCAUCACACAAAUUAAUGAGGGGGCAGUGGAUGUGAGCAAAUGCAUUAUCCAAUGGCACCGUAUUGCUGUUGAUGGAAGCAAAGGCGGACCAAUUACUGGUGCCACCAGGCCCCAAUAUGCACCAGAACCUCUUGAUGUCGGUUGGCUACUACGAGCUGAUUUGACUAUGCCAGACGAAAAAAAAGAAUCCAUUUUUACAACUGGUCCUCUAGAUGCUGCUCCCGGGCUUGGAAAUUAUGUAGAGGCUUUGUUCAAGAAAGGCAGUUCAGAGUUUAAUAUUAGGUUGGUCCAGCAAAAUGGAGAGGUAUUGGAAAAGCCGCUACAUCGUGUGAUGCUUAUUGAUCGGACGCGGAUUAAGCUUUAUAAAGGCCGCAAAACAAUCGCUAAGGAAGAGUAUACGUCAAUAAUUCAGCUAUGUGGAGCGCGUGGUGGGGGUCAAGCAGCCUCCCGAGCCUUAUAUUGGGUUGCCAAUAAGGGUCUCAGCUUGAUGCUUGUCUUGGAUUCUGAAAGAGAACGGAAUGCCGCUAUUUUAUUGGCGAGGCGAUUUGCUCGAGACCAAAAUGUAACACUAUUUGGACCUGAUGAUGGGAUUUCAGUUUCGAAAAUAUCUGGACGUCUUCCUUGAUUUCCUAUGUCAUUCAAUCAAGAUCUGCAUUGAUGGGUAGACUGUAUAUCCAGGUGGUAUCUGGAUGAAGUUGCACCCUUUGCGACUCGUUCGACAUUCUUUUGCCAUUGGACUGGUAUCAAAUAGUUCUGGGCGCAGGACCUCUAGGAUCCUCCUAAUCGCUUCGUUUAGAGUAAAUCACAUUCAGUUAUAAGCGACACUACAUGUCCAUGCGAACAUUCCCCUAUUUUACUUGACUGUCUGUUUGUGUUGAUAUACUCGAAAGUAAUGAAACACUUUCUUACUCCGUGAAAAUCAUGAUGCUUUGAAGAUUGAA
Messenger RNA from Physcomitrium patens, 2413 nucleotides. RefSeq names its product stomatal closure-related actin-binding protein 1. The record is from RefSeq and is a predicted model, not a curated record. Gene Ontology annotation, biological process: regulation of stomatal movement; actin filament organization. Lineage: Eukaryota; Viridiplantae; Streptophyta; Bryopsida; Funariales; Funariaceae. Gene Ontology annotation, molecular function: actin binding.